ACUGUGCAUAUGUUUGAAACCAGAAAAUCCAGUUGCAAUACAGUGGCUGUCAGCGCAGCAAGGUUAUAGUGGUGUACGUACAAUUGACUCUUUCCUUUGACAGCAUCACUGUGUUACAUGUCAUACCACUCGUGCACAGGCUAUCGUUGACACAAAUGCAUUUAGUUGGAACUGUACAGACAAACAUCGACCUGAUUGCAGUAUGGGACGGCUGUAAGGGUGGAUUGUCCAUUACGCGAAAGAUGGAGGAGCAUUCUAUAUAUUCAGGAAUAUUGAUGUUAAGCUUGCUACUAAUCAUAUUGGAACUGGAAGUCAGAGGUGACCAAAACUGUCCAUGGGGCAAAUAUGGAGAUGCUUGUGACAAAAACUGCUCUGAUCACUGUAGGAAAUCACCUGAUCUGGGCAUUAUUCACUGUGACAGGACCAGUGGAAGUUGUUCUGAAGGAUGCAUUCCAGGCUGGUAUGAUGCUAAAUGCAGAAAAGAAUGCAGCAAGAACUGUAUCAACAACACCUGCAAUCACCAAGAUGGAGUGUGUACAUUGGGAUGCAUUGCUGGCAAAAAGGGAACAUUUUGUGAAGUUUCAGAGGAAGAAAACGAACCAAAGGUCACGGAGAGCACAACAGACCCAUGGAAGAAUCCUACACCAGUGUUGAUCACUGUAAUGGUGGUGAUAACCCUCGUGAUUCUAAUCAGUGUAGUGAUUGGAUAUGUUUGUCUACACCAAAAAUGUGCCAGAAGACAAGACCUAAUUGCAGAUGUGGAAAGUGAUGGAUUAAUCACAGGAAAAACGAGGACAAGAAUUGCUGAUACCACAUUCCAUAGGGCCUGCCAAAUUGGAGAUCUGGACCGCGUGAAAGAACUGAUGAGUAAUAAUUCAAUAGAUGUCAAUGCCCAAGAGUCAUAUGGAGUGACACCAGUUAUGUGGGCCGCACAGAAUGGCCACAGUGAGGUCUUUCAAUUCCUUGUGUCUGUGGGAGCUGAUUUGUUACUUUUGGACAGUGACGGAGACAACAUGCUUACCAUGGCUUGUGUUGGGGGACACGUAGACAUAGUGAAGAGUAUUCUCACGAUGUCCUCAGCUCCUAACAUCAAUAGACCAAGGAAAGACGGGAGAACUCCGCUGAUGUGGGCAGCUUUGCAAGGGAAUCUUGAGGUAUUUAACUACCUUACGAGUGAAAACGCUGACUUGUUUUUAAGUGAUAAUGAUGAACAAAACAUCCUUCACUGUGCCUGCCGCGGAGGACACACUGGAAUUGUGAAUGAGGUCAUCUCCAAAACCAGAAUUGAUAUCAACAGUAGUGACAGAUAUGGAAGGACAGCAAUGAUGGUUGCAGCUGAGCACGGACAUAAAGAUGUGUUUGACCUCCUUGUCGAGAAUAGUAGUGACAUAUCUCACACCGAUAAGCGAGGAAAAAACAUACUCCAUGUGGCAUGUCUUGGAGGACAUGUGGACAUGGUGGAAUGUGUCCUCUCAGAGGGCGCUUUUGACAUCAACUGUAGAGAGAAAUAUGGGAUAACUCCACUUAUGUGUGCAGCAUUUAAUGGACACCGGGACGUAUUUGCGUUCCUUAAGGGAAAGAACGCUGAUGCUUCACUACUUAGUCACACGGGGAAAAACAUCCUACAUGUGGCUUGCAUGGGAGGACACCUUGGCAUGGUGCAGCAUAUCCUGUCUAUGGUCACAGUGGAUAUCAACAGUCAAGGACAAGAUGGGAGGACGCCGCUGAUGUUGGCCACACAGAGGGAACAAAGAGCAGUGUUUGACUUACUUGUGCAAAAAGGAGCUGAUCUAUCACAAGUGAAUAAAAAAGGAAACAACGUCCUUCAUCUGGCCAGUAAAAUAGGAAGUAUGGAGAUUGUCCAACAUGUUCUGAGAGAGAAUACUCUUGACAUUAACGCAAAAAACCGUCGUGGUAAGACAGCAGCCAUGAUUGCAAAACAUAAGGGUAAAAAUGCAGUGUAUAAAGUACUGCGAAAAAAGUGCGAAGAGGAAGAAUAGAUUUCCUAUAACAAAUGUAAUAUUUGCGGAUGCAAUUUCCGUGUAUAAAUAGUAUACAUUCUAAUACUUAAUGUCCUUGAUUUGAAACAACACUCUUAGAGAGAGUCAGAAAUAUUUGGCAUAGUGAGUUUGUCGUCUCGCAGCAAAUCAUUACAAAAUAUCUUGGGAGGCUUUCAAGGAAGAAGCCGAUUUCCAAUUACCAGAGGAUCAUUUUAUGCUCGUGUGUAAAAUCUAUCUUCAAUUAAGAAACAAGCAUAUUCCAAAGAAUUUAACAUCUUAUCCAAAUAUCAGUUUGUUUUGCAUACUCAUGUUUACCUCAAAUACUAGUAUUACAUUACUAGAAAAUA
Molecule: messenger RNA, 2347 nt
Organism: Haliotis rufescens (red abalone)
Lineage: Eukaryota; Metazoa; Mollusca; Gastropoda; Lepetellida; Haliotidae
Product: ankyrin repeat domain-containing protein 50-like
Exons: 8
Coding region: 156-2000 (614 amino acids)
Molecular function (GO): protein binding
Source: RefSeq, a predicted model, not a curated record